Messenger RNA from Rhipicephalus microplus (southern cattle tick), 1918 nucleotides. Its product is annotated as piggyBac transposable element-derived protein 2. NCBI's taxonomy places the organism in Eukaryota, Metazoa, Arthropoda, Arachnida, Ixodida, Ixodidae. The record is from RefSeq and is a predicted model, not a curated record.
CAGCGAGAAACAACAAAGAUGGAAGACGACGAACGGGGCGCUGGGCCAAGUGCCGGAAUGAAACCUCAAUUCUUCUACUCAGCAACGAGAGCCCGUAGGGCCCGAUUCGUGCCGCUCGAAGACGCGGAUGAAAUGUUCGCUCAGUUGGACAAUGGCAACCUAUCGGAUGUCGGCGACACUGAAGAUGAGGAAGACGAUGACUUCGUUUUUGAAGAGACUGGGAGCAAUGACGGCGUCCUUGAAACGCGGGAAGCGUCAGAUGAGUCGGACGAGUCAGACGAGGAACAGGCAUGUCAAGAAACAUCGUGGUGCCGGAAAGCUUUUCAGAAGCCGUCAGCCGAUUUCAGGGGAGUUUGCGAUGAAAAUGAACCUCUUCAAGGUGAGCUGCCAACGCCAUACGAAUAUUUCUCACGUUACGUGCCCAAGAGCGUUUUUGUUGAACUGGCUGACAAAACGAACAUGUAUUCAAAGAAGGCAGAUCGGUCCUAACAAAUGAAGAAGAAAUAAGGAAACUUAUGUCUCUGCAUUUGCUGAUGGGCGUUUUCAAAUACCCCCGUCUGCGUUUAUACUGGAAGCCUGUUCUGAAAACAGAAAUGUUCGCGAUGGCGGAUAUGUCAAGGAACCGCUUUGAAAAACUGCGCAACUGCCUCCACAUUGUCGACGUGACCAAAGAGAAUAAUUCCAGUGACCGCCUUUGGAAAGUGAGACCGCUGCUGACUUACUUCAAAGAAAGGUGCCACAAUAUUACGUUGGAGGAACGAUUAUGCAUUGACGCGCAGAUCAUACCAUUCAAAGGUAAACUCGACAUAAAACAAUACGUCAAGGGUAAACCAAAGCCGUGGGGCGUCAAGGUGUAUAUGUUGUGCGGAGCUUCCGGCAUCAUAUACGAUUUUCUUAUUUACCAAGGUUCAACGACAUGCCUGAAUCCAGACCAAAAGAAGGAAUUUGGCGUCACGGGUGCUUUGGUUCUUCACUUCACGUCAAGGAUUCCGGAUGGACUUGGACACAAAAUGUUUUUUGACAAUUUCUUUACAUCUCUGCCUGUGAUUCGAGAACUCGACAAGAAGAAGAUAUAUGCUGCCGGCACUAUACGCAUCAACAGGAUGCAAAAGUGUUUACUGAAAUCGGAGAAAGAAUUGAAAAAAGCUGGAAGAGGCUCCCAUGACACUUUAGUAAGCAGUGAUGGAAAGAUUGCCAUAACGCGGUGGUUGGAUAACCGCGCGGUGAACAUGGCAUCAAACUUCCUAGCUGUUGAAGAAGAAGAUUGUGUCUCCCGAUAGAGUAAGACAGAUGGUGCUUUCAUUGAAGUGAAACGGCCUGCUGUAGUGCAAGAAUGCAAUCAGAGCAUGGGAGGAGUUGACAAGACCGACUUUCUUGUGUCACUAUACUGCAUCAACAUUCGUUCUAGAAAAUGGACACUUCGCGUUAUUGCACACUUCAUAAACUUGGCUGUGACGAACUCCUGGCUGGAAUAUCGACGCGAUGCUGAGCAACAAGGACUACGCGUGAACGAUCAGAUGGACCUUCUAGAUUUCAUGCUGCAAGUUAUGGAUGCCCUAGCAAAAGCUGGUGUGGCUGUUGCGUCGCGAAAGCGUGGGAGACCGUCUUCUUCCCCGAUUCAGGCAUUGAAAAAGCUUCAGUGUGGCAAUCGAAGGCCAGUGGAAGAUGUCAGGUAUGACCAAACCGGUCACUGGCUUGUUGCGAAAGAAGAACAACAGCGCUGCAUGCUGGAAGGCUGCAAGGGCAAGCCAAGAAUCAAGUGUGAAAAGUGCAAUGUCCACCUCUGCCUCAUAAAUGGGAGAAACUGCUUCAAAGAAUUUUAUGUCCGUCACUGAACAUUACACGCGUUGCUAGAAACUAUUUUACUGCACCAAAGUAGGUGUAUAAAAUGGAAAAUAAACCGUUACACUAACAUUCA